UCAGUCUAGCGGGCAUCAGUGCCACUGCUCUUGGUCAGUGCAAAGUGCGUGGUUUUUUCUACGAUAGUUGCGCAAUUUUGAAAGCGGCGGUCAACCGGGGUUUUUUUUUAGUUUCGUUCGUCUGGUUUCUCAUCGAAUCUUAGUCCCGUCGCGGAGCUCAGCGCUUAGCCACUGCGGUUCUCUCGAAGCAAGGGAAGUUGGAGCUUCUUGGAUAAUAUCAGCGAUUAACUAAUUAAUAUUUAGUGUGUUCGGAAGUUAGCUGCGAGUAACACGAGCGGUGAUUGUGGAUUUUCGGUUUACACGCGCGUUUGUGUUAGCGCACCGAGGUCGAACAUCAAUAUUGCAGGAUUUCUAUGCGGUAAAAUGAGAACGCUACUGUAUCCUCUCGUUUUGUGGGCGGUGUUGGUGUCCACGGAGAGCCGCACUUUUUCAUCCAUCAUCAGGAGGGAUUUCCGCAAAAGUCCUCUCUGCCAACGACAGAGUGAAGCUUACACCGAGGCGUUCCAGAAUUUCACACUAUGGGCUGUUCAAAUGUACGAUGCCUCAGCAAAGCUACCGAAUGGUAUCUUGGCAGCGAACAACUACCAUUUGGGCAAUUUUGACGAAUGUUUGGCCAUCUCUGCCGACUUGGGCAAAAUCAACGGGGGUCAAGUGGACGGCAAAUACUGUCUCGUCAAACUCCAGUUGGGCACCCAAGUCCCUCACUCUCCACCGCGCGUGAGCAUCGAAUUCAAUCCCUUCGAAAAUGCUUGGGAUAAAAUUCGGCCAUCGGGGGAGCUGACGAUUUGGCGGCGGGACGAGAUGUACUGGGGAGUGUGCGUGCCCUCCGGCUGCAGGGAGCGAGACAUCCAGCGUGACGUCGACGAGUUCCUCCAGCGGAGUUGGUUCGCUGACCACGUCACCGCCACCGUCAACGCCUCCUUCUGCCAGACGCGAGCCUCCGUCAAGAGCGAGGCUCAAUCGGAAACUCUCGACAGGAUAACAAUGGACCUAUUUAUCGUUCUGAUAGCUUUGACCAUUGGCAGCACAGUCUAUGAUUUCUACUUCAAUGAAGAUGUCGAUCAGUCGAACAGUGGUGGCGUGCUGAUGAAACUGUUCAUGUGUUUCUCGAUGCGGCAAAAUUUGCGAGCGUUGUUCGUGCCGAAGCUAUAUCAGCCUGGAUUUGAUGCCAUGACAGGAGCGCGUACCAUCCUCACUCUCCUCGUCCUCUACGGACACCGGUGGAGAAUGCUCGUCGUGUCGCCAAUAAUAGAAGCCAGCACAUAUGAAGAGAAAAGCCGUUCUUUCACAUUCAUGACAACUUGUCUUAUAAUCAUCAACUCGUUCUUCGUCAUAAGUGGAUUCAUCGUCGGCUACUUUUUCUACGCAGAACUUGAAAAACGGGAUAAAGCUAAAAAACUUAGCUUGUCGGUCAUAAUAUCUCCGCUAAUUUACCGAUUUUUAAGAUUUACUCCAUUAUACGCUGUGGUAAUUUUACUGAACCUGACUCUUCUCCCGAAAUUGAGCAGCGGUCCCAUUUGGCCGAAGGCCAUCUUGCCCGAAGUGGAGCACUGCCGCGAAAGUUGGUGGACUAACCUACUCUACAUCAAUAACUACUACAUGGCUGACAAAAUGUGCAUGUUCCAAUCGUGGUACUUAUCGACAGACAUGCAGUUAUUCAUCGUGGCGCUGGUGCUCCUGUACAUUUACAAACAGAAUGAGGUCCUGGCAAAACGACUGUUUGCCGCUGCUAUUUUCGUCCCAAUCAUCUGUCAAGGAAUCAUGAUCUACGCCCGCGAUGAUCCUGCGUACAUGAUUGUCGACGAGCAACGCAUGAAGAAAGUUCCUGGAGAGUACUACUACAUGACUUACUACAUUCCCACUCAUUUCAGACUCCCUUGCUACCUGAUUGGAGUUGUUGCGGGAGUAUAUGCAUGGAAGGCGAAAGACACGCCGCCGACUCUCUCAUUGUUGGCGACGAACUUGUACACAGCGGCACUCGUUGCUUUCUCAGCGGCGUUCCAGAGCAUUGGACAUGAGUUCACGCGACCCUCCAGCAUGAGAGAUAGCUUGGUGCUCAGGACACUCUACGGGUGUCUUCACUGCUCCGUCUGGGCCUUCUGCUCAGCCAUGGUCAUCUACCUCAAUCUCCGCAGAGAGGGCGGAUGGUUCCAACGAGUUUUUCUUUUCUAUCCGUUCAUACUGUUUAGUAAAUUGUCAUUCGGGGCUUACUUGCUGCACUCAAUGACGCAGAGUAUCGAAUUUGGCUCUCUGAGGGCUCCAAAAACGCCUUCAAGACAAGAAGAGUAUUGGAUGACCGCGGGAGAUGUUAUAUUUGUCCACCUUUUCUCUUGCAUUUUAUGUCUACUAGUGGAGGUGCCAUUCUCUCGGAUACAAAAACUUAUUCUGCUCGGUGGAGGGAAAAGUCAAGAAGCUGAACCAUCUGGUGAGGCGAAAAAAGUUGAAUGAUGUACCCAUGUGAUUUCCUAUUUACUUGUCUGUGAUGAAGCCUCCGACAACCAUCAGGUCUAUGUUCUCAGACCACGAACCAAGGCCCGCCGAGUUUCUGAAACUUGCUCCAUUAUUAAUAAGCAUCGUGAUCAAAUUAAUUUAGGGCUCCUAUUUUUAGUUUUGAGAUAGAAGCAUUAUGUACAUACUUACUUUCUUAAUUUAUUUUUUCUGUGCUUUCUAAUAGUUUGAUUUUUCUGAAUAGUUUAAAUUUCUCGAGUUUUUAAAAAUAAUGAAAGGCCAUUUCUAGUGUUUAAGGCCAUUUAAAUACUACAAAAUGCUCCUUUGAAUUUUACGCCCCGUCUUCAAUUUCCUCUCAAUUUGGACAAUCCAGGCCCCUGCGGGCUGAUUAAUGAAAUUGAUAGACAAAAAAGACGACGUGGAAAUUGGGCGAUCCUAUUUGUUGAAACGAGUGGUUGCUUUAGACAAAAGGGGAAAUUGAUUGACUAACUAUAGAGUCUCUUGUGAAUUACUGUUACUUAGUCUGCUGCUUGGAUCAUUUGUCUAUUGCAACCACCCACUUCCACCAAUGGGAUCGCUCCAUUAUCUUUUUGUCUUCUAUGUCUACCUCUAGGUCUAUCAAUUUCAAUAAUCGGCCCACUGAAAUAAAGCUGAGGGAUACUGAACAUAUUUGCCGGAUUGUAACCAAGAAAAAAAACAGGGGCGAAUUAUCUUGAAUGAAUUUGUUCGCUUUUUCUGAUACUGAGGAAGUUCGUUGGACAUUUCCGCCGCAUUUCGUUUGAAAACCAAUUGAAUUUUAAAACCUCCCUUAAAUGUGUCUCAGAGAAUAAAGUUUGUAAUUUAUUAAUUACGUAAAGGUGAAUCUCGUAGAUAUUAUUUAUAUUUUAUAUUUUAACUAUAAAAAAGAUUCCGCUUGCAACAAGCCGCAUCAGCCUAAGAGUUUCGACGGAAAGUUUAUCCCAGCACAGAAAACUGCAAUUGUUUGAAGGUGAUUCAUGUGAUUAUAAAGUUCCUUAACAACUCUUAAGCCAAGAUCUUUUUUUAAAAGGAAAACAAACAAACAGAAUAUGCGCUCAUUUUCCAUCAAAAAUGUAUUUUAAUUCUAAUGACUAUUUUGUACAUAUUAAUUUAUAAAUUUUUUUUAUUUUAAACGGAA
Messenger RNA from Bemisia tabaci, 3604 nucleotides. Its product is annotated as nose resistant to fluoxetine protein 6. The record is from RefSeq and is a predicted model, not a curated record. Lineage: Eukaryota; Metazoa; Arthropoda; Insecta; Hemiptera; Aleyrodidae. Gene Ontology annotation, molecular function: acyltransferase activity, transferring groups other than amino-acyl groups.